This is a messenger RNA of Mollisia scopiformis, 957 nucleotides long. RefSeq lists its product as uncharacterized. Lineage: Eukaryota; Fungi; Ascomycota; Leotiomycetes; Helotiales; Mollisiaceae. Bases 252 to 767 code for a protein of 171 amino acids. The record is from RefSeq and is a predicted model, not a curated record. The transcript has a single exon.
CCCCUUAUCGGCGCUGCCACGUUCACAUCCACGUUCGCUCUAACCUGCGUCCGUCUGGUGGUGGCACAAAACCUCGCGCUGAAAGAGAGAUACAGUAUAGCUUUGCAUGAAAGUGGGGUGCUCUCAGGGGGCGGGGUAGCUGUUCAGCGAAUGAAAAGGAGGCCAUCGCUAGACGGCGGCCGCGCCGGUAUGCUAGUUUGCAGCCUUCCGCGUGCACUGCUGCAUUGGGGUUCGAGACGCUCGCAUUGUGGAUGAGGCUAUUGGGACUUAUGCAUGAGGGAGAUCCGAUCUUCGCCGAGAACGAGAAUGCUCUAGUUUUCGUGUAUGCAGAGCUAUGGAGUUGGAGACAUGUGGUGGAUGAGCUGAGCUGGAGGAGGAAUAGUGGAGUGUCUGCUCAUCUAACGGGAGCGGUGCCAAGGGGAAAUCUUCAUACCACGAUUUUCUGGGCAAUACGAAUCAGCGAAGAUGGGACUUUCUACAUCUUUCAGGCAGUACUAUAUCCUCACCUGCCGAACGCUCUUCUCCAUCACCAGCCGGGCACAUGCUCAAUCCCUCUCCCCCACCUUUGGCGGCAGUUGCCCUCCAGCAUGCACAUUGGUCCCUACGCCACCUGUACCUAUCUAUUGGCAACUUGGCCUGCGAUGCCAUUCUCGGCUUCAUGCACGAAAGUGGAAUUCCCCAUGUCUGAUUGGGUUUCCUCUGAAGAUCAAGCGCGAAAACCACUUAAGCAUGACAGGCGUGGCACGCUCACCCCCUAUCUCGGCUGAUUGAAGCUGGCUGAUUGAGCCUGGAACCUGCGGGGUACUACUGAAGCUCCUACCUACAGUAAUUAGUUGAUAUAAGAGCCAGAUCCGGUGUGGGUUUGGCGUUACUGGACUAAGUGUUGAAUUUCGUUCUUGAAUUUGAACUCUCUUCCACCUCCUCCAACCUUGGAAAAAAUAUAUCUUCCAUCCAACU